Molecule: messenger RNA, 633 nt
Organism: Girardinichthys multiradiatus
Lineage: Eukaryota; Metazoa; Chordata; Actinopteri; Cyprinodontiformes; Goodeidae
Gene: cd59b
Product: CD59 molecule (CD59 blood group)
Exons: 3
Coding region: 102-458 (118 amino acids)
Source: RefSeq, a predicted model, not a curated record
GUUAGAGGUCCUCUGCAAGUCACAGCAGAACAGACUGAUACUGAGUUAGAUGCUCUGCUGCCGCCUGCUUCACUUUAACUGUUCCUCUGCUGGACCACGACAUGAAGCGAUGCCUCGGACUGGUUCUGCUGCUUUGUUUUGGGAUGCUGCAAGUGGGUUCUGGGCUUCGCUGCUACAAGUGUGCAGAUUACACAGGACGCUGCGAGAACGUGCAGGAGUGCACAUUUGAAGACUCAUGCAUCUCUCUAAGGGAUCCAGGUGGGAAGACGAUCCGGCAGUGUAUCCGGUACACAGAGUGUGAUAUGUCCCGCCUCACCCAGAUGUUUCCGUCCAUCUCCAGAUUCAGUUUCAGGUGUUGCCACAGUAACCUGUGUAACUCGGGUUCCACGGCCCCUUCAGUGACCCCGGUUUUGGUUCUGCUGUGGUCCCUGUUGAGCAUUUGGUGGUUCUACUCCUGAAUUCCUUCAGCUGAUCUGGAUUUUAAUGCUGACCUAAACUAAUCUUUUUUCGCUCGUUGGUUGUUUUCAGGCUCCUGCAGCUCCUCAGGUCUCUUCUGUGAAACUGAUUUUACUAAUUUUUUAUGUGAUAUUCUUUCAGUUUAACAUGAAAUAAAAUGUUUUUCUGGCUUUUAAA